Molecule: messenger RNA, 1914 nt
Organism: Danio rerio (zebrafish)
Lineage: Eukaryota; Metazoa; Chordata; Actinopteri; Cypriniformes; Danionidae
Source: RefSeq, a predicted model, not a curated record
AGAGCUGAGGUGAGUCGUUGACGCUUUUUCUCGUGUUUACACAACAAUAAAACACACUUUACAGUUUAUUAAAGCGACAAUCUGCGACUAGUUUCUGCAUUGAGUUCACCUCUAUCUGUGUGUCUGCUGACCAAAACAAAACAGCAGGCAGAGAGCAGCUCUGAGAGGACAAUAUGAGCUCAGAAACUUAUUUAUGUUGGUGUGUUUGAGUUUUUCCACAUUUCUGUUUGUUAUACCGAGUAAUAUGGUAUGUGAAGGGAAAUAUGGGAAUUCUCUGCAGCAUAAACAUUUAAUUUAAUGCAGAAAAUGAACAUAAAAUUAAAAGUUUGCGGUGCUGUUUUUCUUAUUUAUAAAAUAGUGAUUAGUCCAUCCUUCAAACACUCAGUAUAAAAUGAGCUGAUCUGCUGCUGGUGAUCCUGAAUGGCUGAUUACUAAGUGUUUAUAUUUUCUUUUAUUACCUCAUUCAUUAUACUGAUGUCUUCUGAUCCACAAAUUGCCACAUUAAGUUAAUGUUACUGGUGUCAGCUCACUUGAGCAAAUUAUUUAAUCAUAAAUUGUGUUUCUUAUAAGAUUCAACAUUACAAUAUGUUUUAUUUCCUCACUCAGUGUAAAUGAAUCAGAUUUCUCUGUUUGUUCUCCUGAAGCUCUGCCGUCAUCAGUGAAAGACAAAGACAGAGUUUAUUGAAGGACAGUGAGAAGAUGAGUGAUCCAGAACCCUGCAGAAUUAAACAGGAAGACACUGAAGAACUAAUAGAUGUGGUGGUGAAGGAGGAGAGUGAAGAACUGAGUGAAGAUGAGGAGAAACAUCAUGUCAAGAGGGAAGAAGAAACUCACGCAGAGGACGAACACAAAAAGAACGAUUUCACCUGCACUCAGUGUGGAAAGAGUUUCAGCAGUAAAUGUGAUCUCAAGUCUCACAUAAUGAUCCACACCGGAGAGAACCCUUACAAGUGUUCACACUGCGACAAGAGAUUCAAACAUUCAGGACACUUGAAAUCGCAUGAGAAGACCCACACUGGACGGAAACGGCACAAAUGUGAUCAAUGCAGCAAAUUAUUUUCAAGGCCUUCAAUUUUGAAGAUCCAUCUUAGAGUUCAUACAAAGGAGAAGCCUUAUUCAUGCUCUGAGUGUGGAAAGAGUUUUAUGGAUCAGUCAUAUUUAAAAACACAUCAGAAGAUCCACACUAGUGUAAAAGAGCAUGUGUGCUUUGAGUGCAGGAAGAGUUUUAUUAAAGCUGGAGACUUGAAACGACACCAGAUAGUCCACACUAAAGAGAAACCCUUCACAUGUACUUUGUGUGGGAUGAAUUUUAAGCGAUCAUCAAACCUUAAUCAACACAUGAUGAUCCACACUGGAGUCAGAACACACAAAUGUGAUCAGUGCGGUAAGACAUUUUUGAGAGGUUCUGAGCUAAAGGACCAUCUUAGAGUUCAUACACAGGAGAAGCCUUAUUCAUGUCCUUUGUGUGGAAACAGUUUUAGGCGUUUACGAAAUUUAAAUGAACAUCUGAAGAUCCACACUGGAGUGAGGGAGUUUGUGUGCUUACAGUGUGAGAAGACUUUCAUUAGAGCUACUGACCUGAAACAGCACCAGCGGAUUCACACUGGAGAGAAACCGUACACAUGUACUGAGUGUGGGAAGAGUUUCAGAGUUUCAUCAUUCCUUACAACACACAUGGUCAUCCACACUGGAGAAAGACCACAUAAAUGUGAUCAAUGCGGUAAGGCAUUUUUGAGGCCGUACGAGCUGAGGAAACAUUUUCUGGCUCAUGCAAGACGGAGCCUUAUUCAUGUUCCCUGUUAACAUCAAUGAUAUUUACCUUCCUGGAAACUCUCCACUGUAUUCACGAACAUCAGAUUUCACAGCUAAAUGUAUGUUAAUGAGUUUUAUUACAUUAAUACACAAUUGACAAAU